Molecule: messenger RNA, 1199 nt
Organism: Kickxella alabastrina
Lineage: Eukaryota; Fungi; Kickxellomycota; Kickxellomycetes; Kickxellales; Kickxellaceae
Exons: 2
Coding region: 292-1152 (286 amino acids)
Biological process (GO): U6 snRNA 3'-end processing
Cellular component (GO): nucleus
Molecular function (GO): 3'-5'-RNA exonuclease activity
Source: RefSeq, a predicted model, not a curated record
UUUUAAUUUGUUUGCUUUUUUAUUUUUAUUUUAUUAUUUCUCAUCCCCAGAUUAUUUAUUCCAACUAAUUGGGAUAUAUACUACUAUUACCAUUUUACUUGCUCACGCACUGUUUGUUUACGUUUCGCGUGCUUGGUUAAUUAAUAUUUGGAGAUUCUGAUUCAAAAACAAAUAUCAAAAAUUGUUGCGCUUACUGUUUAGCAUUUAUAUAUCUCUGUGAUAACGGCUCCGGAGACGAUUAUACACAAAUACAGCCCCCCCAACAAGAUAAAUACGUAACAAUUCAGAAAAAUGUCACUGAAACUUGUAGAUUACCCUACUAGCGAUGAAGACAGUAGCGAUUGUGGCGAUGAAAAGAGUGGUGAAAAGAGCGGUGGCGGCAAAAAUAAACGCUGGCAUUGCAGUGAGGAUGAAGACGAAAACGCAGAAAGCAGCGGUUACAAGCGCCACUACAACGGCAAGGCGAAGUAUGACGAUGCUGGGCAUGUUCAAGGCGGGUGGUCCGGGCACAUCUAUCUGAAAAUUGACGAGUGCGAGCAGCUAGACAGCCUUGCCACGAUGUGCAUGGACAGCAUUUGUGCACAUCCAAACAACACAAAGGCGAACUCCAGCAAUGAUGAGGAUGGCAAGGCGAGUGAAAUUGCAGACCCUGCAAUCGACUGUGAUCAUAUAAAACGCAUUGCCGAGCCGCACAUCAGCUUGUCGCGGCCCUUUUACUUGCAAAAGCACCAAAUUGCAGGGUUUGUCAAAGAUCUAGAGACCAGCAUAUUGGGCUGCGAAUCGUUUGCAGUGGGGUUCGGCCGAGUCAGCACAUACGUCAACGAGCAGGGCGACCGGGGGUUUGUGUCUGCCGACGUUGACUCUGGCGCAGAGAGAAUCAAGGCCGUACUUGAUCGAGUGAACCCAGUGAUGGGAAGACUUGGAAAGAGACAGUUUUUCGACAAACCGCGGUUCCACGCCAGCCUGUUGUCGGUCGAUCUGGUGCAGAUCUCCGGCAAAGAUAGCGCACAGGCAUGCAGCAAGGCGAUGGAUGCGGUUGGGAAAACGUUGGGGGCAGACAUACAAGAAAAGGUCCUGCGCUUGGCAGCAACUCGGAUUGACACGCUGGAGUGCAUCUUUGGAGACAAGAAAUUUAGUGUUGUGCUAAAUUAAGCAAUACUGGUAGAGUUUUGACGAAAAUAAAGCUGAAUGGGAUUUAC